UGUCAUGUCAUGAUGCGUUACGUUUGUUGCGAGUCGGGGGACCGUUUCGUGUGCCCUUGACAUCGGUUACAUCAAGCGCGACAUCAUGUCGGCGGGCGGCGGGAAUCCCGUGUCGAUGCAGUGGAAGUACCCACCGGACCUCCUCUUCAACGACGAGAGUUUGCUGGACAUCAUUUUGACGCUGCGGACGAAGAUCGAAGUCCUUGAGAAGAACGAGAUGGGGUCGGGCGAGAUUCCCCAGUGGCUUACUGACGCCAUGCAAAACAUCGCCAACAACUCGGAAGCGAUGGUCGAGUGCCAGAGUCUGAAGGACCAGCUCAAGUAUAUGAAGCAGAACAUUGACGCGCUGCAAAAGGACAUUGUGAUCUUGCGUCGCGAUGUCGUGGCGGCCAAGACGUUGUCGAAACGCCGAGGCGGGAAUUCCCGCGCGGGCGAUGACGAGCCCGAACGUGGCGAGCAAUCUUCUCGGCGAGGUUCUGCUCUGUCAGCAGAGAUUCGACGGGGGGUCACGAUCAACGGGAUCAGCUCAACUGGCCAUGGAGGGGAAACACCCAGCGUCGGCGCCGUGCCGUCGAUCGUUAGCAGUGGUGACGUGAGCCAGCCCAGCACAAGCCGCCAGCCAUUGAAUGUUGCAGAAGAGGCGAUGAAGUUAACGGUGGCAUUGCAAGGACCGGCGGACGGCGGCCAAGCGAUCUCGUCAGCCGCCAUGGAGCAGCUUCUCGAGCCCGUUGUGCACAGCAUCGAGCGACAGAAGGAAGAGUUUGCCGUCAUGCGGGAGAACUCUCAAGCUGCAAAAGACAGCGUGAUGCGGCUGCAAGCGGAAAUGAAACGCCGAGAUGCGUUGAUUCAAGCACGCAACUCCAAGCACGAAGCGAGUGUCAAGAUCCUCAUGGACAAGCUCAACCACGACUUGAGGGCUUGCGUCACACACAACGAAAUGAUCGGGUUCGAGCAGAAAAUGAUUGUUGUGCAAAAACAAGAAUUGAGCCGGCUCAACGACGAAUUCAGCGCCCUCUUCGGUCGCAUCCAAGAGGACUUGUACAUGGUGAGGAGCUCGCAGGAAGACAUCAACAGUGCCCAGGCGGAAGCAGUGCAGACAAACCAGAGUAAAAUUCAAGUGCUUAAUGAACGGCUCGACGAAUGCCAACGGAACCAGGAUCGAUUUGCCCGCAGUACGGAAGAACUCAAACGAAACAUUCAAACCGAGCAUCAGCAGAUUCAAACACUUGGGACGCAGAGUGGCGUGAUGAAAGACAAAUUGCAAGCCCUGGCCGAAAAACAAGCGAAAACCGAAGUCUUUUGCUCCGAUAUGUCGCAAGCGCUGGAGAAUGUCAACACGAGCAAGGUCAAAUCUGACGAAAACCUCAAGCUCGUGAUCCACCAGCGCGCCGAGUCAUUGUACAACGAAAUCAAGCGCAUCGAUGAUGUGCUCGAGUCGUGCUCGUUGGCUACCAUGGCCGACGACAUGAAGUCGUGCACAGACAGGCUAACUGUGGUCGGCACGCUCGCGGACGAUAACAAGAAACGCAUUGCAGCGGCCGAGCAACAAAUCAUCGACCACGAAACCAUCAACAACACCAACUUCACCAAUAUUUACGAAGGCAUGGAGAAGGCGCGCAAGGAAGCGACGGACGCGCUGCGGCGGGAAACGACGCGCCUCGGGACCAAAUUGGUCGAGCAUGGCGACGUCCAAGCACAGCUUGGUAAAAUAAUCACAGACGUCAAGACCGACACCGAACGCAAUUUUGCUGCGAUGCGCACCAAACACGAAACGCACGAACUGGAGACGGACGCAAUGCGGGUCAACACGGAGGCGGCGCUACAGAACCUCAAGGAAAAGAUAUUCUUCUGCGAAGAGGCCAAUUUGGCAUUGCGUGCCGCCACGGACACGAUGCAGCUUGAAACAAAAAGUGCGUUUGCUUCGAUCAACACGGAGAGCAAGAGCAUGCACACGAUCCUGGAUUCGAUGAACUUGACGUUCGAUGACUUGGGGACCAAGCAAACCGUGAUUGAAAAGCAACUCGAUGCCCUCCAGCACGACUUCCGAUGUGAAAUUACCGUGACGACGGCAAAACUGAGCGAAGCCGUGGCCAAGGAAGGCCAACGCACCGAAGCGCUGUAUGCUGCAUUUGCAGAAAAACAAGCGAAAUUCGCCGAAAUCGUGGCCAAGUCGAGCACGCGUAACAUGCCGAUCGCCACUGUCAACAAAGAGCUCGACAAACUCUGCGACGCCUUCGUGAACGAGUGCUGGAAAUUUGAGAUUUCCCCGCGGCAGGAAGGCCAGACUGGGCCUCCAGGCCGCAGCGACAACAACGGAUCGUCACGAAAGCAAUUUUCGGAACGGCAGCAAGUGUGGGUCGUCAAGAACUGCCAGUUCUUCGCAGAUCUGAUCUGCGCCAAGGCCGAGUACGACAUCAUGAGGACCUACUCGAACAAAGAUACGAAGACUCAAAGCUCGCUAGAGACCAAGAUGAUCCGGGCACAAGCGGAGAUCCUAGAGAAUCUCCACCUUCGCAUCGAAGCCAAGAUCUCAAACAACAAAAACUGCGGCGAGCAGUUCGACCGCAGCACGAUCGAGCGGCGUGAAGUCUUUGUUGAAACCAUUCAUAAUCUCACGGACGGCGCUUUGGCUCGCCGAACGCUCAUGGGUGGCGGCGGGGUGUGCUCGGACGACAGUGCGGCAGGACGUGGCAGUAUCAUGUCGUUGGAGGGGAGCUUGAGUUGCAUGGAGAGUGUCCGACUUCAAAGCAGUGGUCGUCCCUCCACGAAUGGGUUUGAAAGCCCUAGUACUCGCGCGAUGAAGCGCAUGUCGGACGUGGGGACUCGACCAGACACUACGACCGGGGGGGGCUCGGGGCCAACUGGCCGACGCAUGAUCCAGUCGCCGCAUGCGAAUUCCCCAUUUGUCUUUCGUGGCGGAUUCCGCAUUCCUCAUCGCAGCACCGGGUUGAAUGCUGUCUCGGACGCGUACAGGGAAUUGCAUGCCGACGAUGAACAUUCCACCGAAGAAUUUGAAGCGGAAGACGAAGGAAUUCACUGUGAACUCAGCAUGACGCCGUCUGUGUCGUUGCCAGCGUUGUAGGGCAACGAGAAAUUGGAAUAGAAGAACUGGGUUGAACAAGUUUCAUCUGAUGGUCUUACGCCGACAACUUUUCCGCACGACGGAACAACGUGUCCACGAUGUGGCCGACGUUCUCGAUGACGCCCAGCCCUGCCUUGUACGUUUUCUAUAAUGACAAAUAAUUCAGUCCAUUCUUGGGGUUGUCCCGUAGCAA
This is a messenger RNA of Aphanomyces invadans, 3275 nucleotides long. RefSeq lists its product as hypothetical. The transcript is spliced from 12 exons. Bases 86 to 3082 code for a protein of 998 amino acids. The record is from RefSeq and is a predicted model, not a curated record. NCBI's taxonomy places the organism in Eukaryota, Oomycota, Saprolegniomycetes, Saprolegniales, Verrucalvaceae.